CAUGAGGGAAAUUCAAGAUCUUGAAACUGGGUCAGAGAAUUUUCCAAGAAUGUGGAUGUGAACGUUCAUAUACGUGAACCGAGAAAGAGAUAUCAUCAAUGUGUGAUAUUUGGACGCAAUGGAGACCAUUAAUCCAACAGCAACAACAAAUCCAAACUCUACAUCAGAGGAGCCUAAAGGUUCCAAGAGGGUCACAAAGCCAAGAUACUCAAGGUUCAUGCAACAAGAGCUCCCAUCAUGGAACCCAAUCCUAACUCCCCGCUGGGUAAUCUUCCUGUUUUCGAUCAUCGCUGCAGCCUUCAUCCCCAUCGGCAUCUUCUCCCUUCAAGCCUCUCACAAAGUUGUGGAGAUUGUCAACCAAUAUGAAAAAGCCUGCGCAAACCAGGCGACAGACAAAGUCGCCUACAUUCAAGACUCGAAAAUAAGCAAAAAGUGCACGAGGAUUCUCACAGUGCCCAGGGACAUGAAGAGCCCUAUCUUCGUAUAUUAUCAGCUCGACAACUUCUAUCAGAAUCAUCGCAGGUACUUUUCAAGUCGAAACAACAUACAACUGAAAGAUCCGAACAAAGCCAGCACUACCAAAGGAUGUAAGAACGAGGCGGAGACCAAAGAUAAAUCCCCCAUAGUCCCGUGUGGACUAAUUGCUUGGAGUUUAUUUAACGAUACGUUCAGUUUUUCGCGAGGUAACGAGACGUUGGAGGUAAAUAAGAAGGAGAUUUCGUGGAAUACCGAUAGAAACGAGAGAUUCGGGAAUGAUGUUUACCCCAAGAAUUUUCAAAGUGGGAGCGUUAUUGGCGGGAAGUCUCUUGAUCCUAACAAGCCUUUGAGCGAGCAAGAGGAUUUGAUGGUUUGGAUGAGAGUUGCGGCUCUUCCAACAUUUAGGAAGUUGUAUGGGAAAAUAGAGGUGGAUCUCAAAGCAAAUGAUAAGAUAACCGUGAGCCUUGAGAAUAAUUAUAAUACUUACAGUUUUGGGGGAACAAAGAAGCUUGUGCUUUCUACCGCUACUUGGAUUGGAGGUAAGAAUGAUUUCUUGGGGAUUACAUAUAUUGGUAUUGGAGUGUUAUGCUGUUUUCUUGAAGCAUCCUUUUUUGUACUGUACAUGUUGAGUCCAAGAAAGCUUGCGGAUCCAGCGUAUUUGUCAUGGAAUAGGAAAGCUAGAGGGCAUCAUUAGAUGGUUUUUUUUUUUCAUAAUUUCGAAAUGUAGCAUUCUUCCUUUUUUGUGUUAAAAAAAAUUAUUGCCAAUUGUAUGAUGAGAAA
Asparagus officinalis (garden asparagus) is the source of this 1257-nucleotide messenger RNA. RefSeq names its product putative ALA-interacting subunit 4. NCBI's taxonomy places the organism in Eukaryota, Viridiplantae, Streptophyta, Magnoliopsida, Asparagales, Asparagaceae. The coding region runs from base 119 to 1171 and encodes 350 amino acids. The transcript has 2 exons. The record is from RefSeq and is a predicted model, not a curated record. Gene Ontology annotation, cellular component: endoplasmic reticulum; plasma membrane; Golgi apparatus.